AUGUCCCUUCUUCUCACUCUCCUAGGGUUUGUGGCCGUGGUCGCCUACAUCCUCUACCAGGCUAUCGGAGUAGCUCUCCCUAGAUUUUUGUUGGUUCCACCUCAUGACUGGAAGGAAAAAAUCCAAAAAGUGAUGAAUCAUCCAAUGGCGAUUUAUCUCAAAGUUGGCAACAAACGACUGUGUUAUCGUCGCCGGCUCAUCCUUGCCAGUGCCCAGCCUUCGUUUUACACCAACUACGUGAACAACAAACUCAAGAUCUUGCCGGAAGAUAAGCAGAACGAGGGCAAUCUGUUCUUGGAUUCCAUGACCAGAAGAGAAACAAAUGAUGUCAAUCGAAGAAUUAUCUAUGGUUUUUUCCACCCGUACGCCAACAAUGGUGGAGGUGGUGAAAGAGUUCUUUGGAACGCAGUGGCGGCUACGCUUCUUGCUGACCGCAGAAAUAUUGUUGCAAUUUACACCACCAAUUUGGACGCCGAGCCAUUGGCAAUUUUAGAAAAGGCUCAGUCAAAAUUCCACACCGGAGGAAUUGACUCUUCCCGUGUUGUAUUCAUAUACUUGCGCCGAUUUGGACUGUGGAUAGAUGACAAAUCUUGGCCUAGACUCACGUUGGUGGGGCAGAUGUUGGGUCUGUUUCUUCUUUCCCUCGAAGCCAUGUUCGAGCUUUCGCCUGAUAUUUGGGUGGACACAAUGGGGUUGCCCGGAAGUUACAGUGCUGUUUCGCUGGCUCUCAAAAUUCCAAUUGUGGCAUAUGUUCACUACCCUGUUCUCCAGUCAGAAAUGUUCGGGAAACUCCGGUACAAGUCAUUUGCUGAUUUGAAAACCUUUACUCCAUCGUUGCAAAACUCAUUGGCAGUUGCCAAGUUGUUCUACUGGACAUCCUUAUAUUAUCUUUAUAAAUAUUUGGGAUCGUUGGUGGACAUAACUCUCACUAAUGGAACUUGGACGUUGAACCAUCUUCAGCUGGUAUGGUCAUGGAACCUCGGAGCCAUGGAGAUCUUGUAUCCUCCGUGCGGCACCGAAUCUACAGCUCAAGGUCAAAACACAAAGCGAAACAUUAUCUUGUAUGUUGCUCAAUUUCGCCCAGAAAAACGUCAUCUGGUGGUACUUGAGGAAUACGCACAAUACCUUCAAUCUUUCAAAAAGUCUCACCAGCCAUUAAAAUCGCUUCCUACGUUGGUGUUCCUUGGUUCUUGUCGUACAAAAGACGAUACAGCUACACUUGAAGCUCUCAAAACCAAAGUGAAAGACUUGGAUCUCGAAGCAUAUGUGGAGUUUGUUCAAGACUCUUCCUAUGAAGAAUUGGGUCAAUGGCUCUCGAGCGCCAAGUAUGGUAUUGACGCAAUGUGGAAUGAGCAUUUUGGCAUUUGUGUGGUGGAAUAUAUGGCACUGGGUGCCAUACCGUUGGUGCAUGCUUCUGCGGGUCCAUUGCUUGAUUUGGCUACUAAUAAAAAUGGCAGUGUUGCCUCGGGCUGGAGCAGUGACAGUGGGUUUUUCUUCAAAUGCAAGGAGGAUCCAGACUUUGAUGGUGAAAUCGACGGUGAAUUUUUGAAAUUUGGUGAAAUAAAAUACCCUACUUUUUCGCAACUUUUAACACAUCUUCAGGACAAUGAACAAUUGGACGAAAUGCGCAAAGUGGGCCGAAACCUUGUCCUCGACAAGUUCUCAGACAAGGUGUUUAAGCAAAAGUGGAAUAAUUAUGCGGGACAAGCUGAGGUGUUGGAAAAGCAGUAUAGAGAGGAUAGAAGAGAGGGAGUGCAUAGAGUGUACUGA
Meyerozyma guilliermondii ATCC 6260 is the source of this 1770-nucleotide messenger RNA. It is a transcript of the gene ALG11, whose product is annotated as alpha-1,2-mannosyltransferase. The transcript has a single exon. Gene Ontology annotation, biological process: protein N-linked glycosylation. Gene Ontology annotation, molecular function: GDP-Man:Man(3)GlcNAc(2)-PP-Dol alpha-1,2-mannosyltransferase activity. The record is from RefSeq and is a predicted model, not a curated record. Gene Ontology annotation, cellular component: endoplasmic reticulum membrane. The coding region runs from base 1 to 1770 and encodes 589 amino acids. Lineage: Eukaryota; Fungi; Ascomycota; Pichiomycetes; Serinales; Debaryomycetaceae.